AUGUCUACCGGAGUUGGAAUGUCUUCGUGCUGCUUGACCGGCAAGGUCCAAGAGGGAACUCCCAAGGGCCAUGUUCAAACCAUCGCCGGUCUUCAGACAUAUGUUGCCGAGCCCAAAGACGGCUCAAAGACCAAGACUGUCAUUUUCCUUGUCGACAUCUUUGGUUGGGAGUUCAAGAACACUCGCCUGCUCGCAGACCAGUACGCCGCCAACGGUUUCACUGCCUACAUCCCCGAUGUCCACGAAGGUGACUCGCUGGACAUUGACUUCCUCCAGACAGUCGAGCCCCAGAAGACCGAGCGCGACUCUCGCUCACUUACCGAGAAAGCGGCUGCUACGGCAAAGACCGGAGCAACACUAGGCCCAUGGCUGCUCAAGCACCGCGAGAGCGUCGCUCGCCCUCUGAUCGAGAACUUCAUCAAGCAGGUUCGCAUGAUUCCUGGCACCAACAAGGUCGGCGUCAUCGGCUUCUGCUGGGGUGGUAGAUAUGCCAUCCUGGCCGGAGACAAGGACUUCAGUGGCGCCGAGGGUAUGGGUGUCGACGCCGUCUACAGCUGCCACCCUUCGCUCGUUUCCAUCCCUGGCGACUUUGAAGGCCUCGCCGUUCCUGCGUCCUUUGCGCUUGGCGAUUCCGACAGCUUGCUUGGAAGCAAGGAGGUUGACCAGAUCAAGGAGCUUAUGGCCAAGAAGAAGAGCGAGGGUAUCGACACCGAGGUUCGCGUCUAUGAAGACCAGGUCCACGGCUUUGCUCUGCGCGGAGACUGGAACUCGGAAAAGGACAAGAAGGCCAUGGAUGAAUCGUGCAAGCAGGGAAUCGACUUCUUCAACAAGCACCUGGCAUGA
Aureobasidium melanogenum CBS 110374 is the source of this 843-nucleotide messenger RNA. Its product is annotated as dienelactone hydrolase family protein-like protein. The coding region runs from base 1 to 843 and encodes 280 amino acids. NCBI's taxonomy places the organism in Eukaryota, Fungi, Ascomycota, Dothideomycetes, Dothideales, Saccotheciaceae. The transcript has 2 exons. The record is from RefSeq and is a predicted model, not a curated record. Gene Ontology annotation, molecular function: hydrolase activity.